Messenger RNA from Pygoscelis adeliae (Adelie penguin), 2280 nucleotides. RefSeq names its product rhomboid 5 homolog 2 (Drosophila) (gene RHBDF2). Gene Ontology annotation, molecular function: serine-type endopeptidase activity. Bases 1 to 2280 code for a protein of 759 amino acids. The transcript is spliced from 16 exons. The record is from RefSeq and is a predicted model, not a curated record. Gene Ontology annotation, biological process: regulation of epidermal growth factor receptor signaling pathway; regulation of protein secretion. Lineage: Eukaryota; Metazoa; Chordata; Aves; Sphenisciformes; Spheniscidae. Gene Ontology annotation, cellular component: endoplasmic reticulum membrane.
AUGGCCGGGACAGGGGAGCAGCGGGGACGGGCAGGUGAGGAUGCCGUGACAAGCUCCGUCUGCCGCAAGCCGGGUGGCACCGCUGCCACCAGCACUGUGAUGCCGGGGCUGGGCAGGGGUGACAGCCGCGACACGCGGCGUGGCACCAACGGGGACGGGGGAGUGGGGCAGCAGACGCUGGUGAGAUGGAGGGGCACGGCGCAAUGGUUUGGCGUCAGCAGCGACUGGGAGGGGAAGCGGCAGCAGUGGCAACGCAAGAGCUUGCAGCACUGCAGCAUGAGAUACGGCAAGCUGAAGCCUGCCUACCGCGACAUGGAGCUGCCCAGCCAGGAGGUGCCCUCCUUCCAAGGCACCGAGUCGCCCAAGCCCGCCAAGAUGCCCAAGAUCGUGGACCCGCUGGCCAGGGGCCGUCCCUUCCGCCAUCCCGAUGAGACAGACCGUCCCCACACGCCCCACCACGUCCUGCCCCCGCUCACCCCCGGCGUCGUCUCCUUGGCGUCCUUCAACAGCAUCCGCUCUGGCUACGGCCGCCUGCCGCGCAGGAAGAGGGAGUCCGUCGCCCACAUGAGCUUCAAGGCGGCCGCGGCCCUUCUCCGCGGACGUUCUGUCCUGGAGCCGCUGGCUCCCAAGCGGAGGAGCAACAAGAGGAGCUUCGUGUACCCCAGCUUCAUGGACGAGGACAUGGUGGAUGCUGCCGAUACCCUGGACUCAUCCUUCUUCAGUAAGAUGGACAUGCACGACGAGACGUACUCCAUGCCCGAUGAUGUCUUCGAGUCGCCGCCUCUAUCGGCCACGUAUUUACGCAUGCACCCAGUGGGGGAGGAUGCCAGGGCGUCCCCCGAGGUGGAGCAGCCCACCCCGCGGGAGGGUGUCCGGCUCACUUCGGCCUCCACCAGCACCGGCCCGGCUCCCCGGCGAGGCAGGCGCAUUGCUUCUAAAGUGAAGCACUUCGCCUUCGACCGCAAGAAACGCUACUAUGGGCUGGGGGUGGUGGGGAAGUGGCUGAACAGGACGUACCGCCGCAGCCUGAGCAGCAUCGUGCAGUCGCAGCUGGAGAUCACCGACAGCCACCGGCCAUAUUUCACGUACUGGAUCACCUUUGUCCACAUCCUCAUCACCUUGCUGGUCAUCGGCACCUACGGCAUCGCCCCCAUCGGCUUCACCCAGCACGUGACGACAGAGUUAGUGCUGAGGAACAAGGGCGUCUACGAGAGCGUCAAGUACAUCCAGCAGGAAAACUUCUGGAUCGGGCCCAGCUCGAUCGACCUGAUCCACCUGGGAGCCAAGUUCUCCCCCUGCAUCCGGAAGGAUCAGCAGGUGGAGCAGCUCAUCCAGCGCGAGCGGGACCGGGAGCGCGGCUCUGGCUGCUGCGUCCAGAAUGACAACUCGGGCUACAUCCAGACCCUGCCACAGGACUGUUCGCUGCGUGAGACACUGGCGACGUUCAUCAAGUGGCCGGGCAGCAACGCGCCAGCCGUGGGCUCGGGUGAGAAGCGGACGUCGGGGGCUGUGUGUCACCAGGACCCCAGGACGUGUGAGGAGCCGGCGUCCAACCCACCCCACGUGUGGCCGGAUGACAUCACCAAGUGGCCGAUCUGCACCUACGAGACCAAAACCAACCACUCGGGCUUCGCCCACAUGGACUGCCAGAUCAAGGGCAGGCCCUGCUGCAUCGGCACCAAGGGCAGCUGCGAGAUCACGACGCGGGAGUACUGCGAGUUCAUGCACGGCUACUUCCACGAGGAGGCAACGCUCUGCUCGCAGGUGCACUGCCUGGACGAGGUCUGCGGCCUCCUGCCCUUCCUCAACCCGGAGGUCCCCGACCAGUUCUACCGCCUGUGGCUGUCCCUGUUCCUGCACGUGGGCCCCGCCGGGUCCCAGUUCGGUUUGUUGGCCUGCCUCUUUGUGGAGCUCUUCCAGAGCUGGCAAGUGCUGGAGAAACCCUGGAAAGCCUUCCUCAACCUCUUUGGCAUCGUCCUCUUCCUCUUCGUCUGCGGCCUCUUGCCGUGGAUCGAUAACAUCGCUCACCUCUUCGGCUUCCUCAGCGGCCUCCUCCUCUCCUUUGCCUUCCUGCCCUACAUCACCUUCGGCACGGUGGACAAGUACCGCAAGCGAGCCAUGAUCAUCGUCUCCUUGCUGGUCUUCGUGGGGCUUUUCGCCUCGCUGGUGGUCUGGCUCUACGUCUACCCCGUGAACUGGCGCUGGGUGGAGUAUCUCACCUGCCUGCCCUUCACCAGCAAGUUCUGCGAGAAGUACGAGCUGGAGCAGGUCCUGCACUGA